CUCGAAACCGGGUAGGCGUGCAACCCCAACACACAUGCAGAUACUUUGUAUGUUAUGGACAGUCAUGUCGUGCAUCAGGCGGGGAUAUCGCUGACGGUGGCGUCGCUGGAGCGCAAAUGACGGGGAUGCUGAGAACCGAACGUCGGCUUCUCCAGCUUCAGGGAUAAGCCUGAUAAUCAAUGGCAUUUACAACAUUUCCAUGAAGGUUUAAAGCGCAUGUGGAGUCGGAGGGCUCGGGCAAUCGCUUCCAUGCGAGAACGCGCCGAGCGGGUCGCCGCAGAAUCCCACACGUUCCACAUAUAAGCCGGUUGUCCGCCGCCUAUAAUGCUCGAGUGAACUCAUCCUUUUUAUGUUCCUGACGGCCGAGCAGGCCCCACCACCGAAGUGACUGUGCACUGCUGGCAGUCUCAAGCAGGCGCUCCGUGGUGCCCGCCUCUGUAUCCGCCGUGUUCGCAAAAUACCAGUCCCCUUUUGCACAGUAGCGCCACCAUGCGCGCGCGUGUUACGCUGGCCAUCGUGCUAGUGCUUUUGCUGGCUUCUGCGUCCCUGCACGGCGCGGACGCAAAGAAGAAGAGGCGGGCGCCAAAGCCGAAGCCGGUUAAGAAGCCCAGCCCCAAGCCCAGCCCCAAGCCCUCCCCCGCACCCAGCACCGACACGCCCGGCUCCAUCGCCAACCUCAACAUCAUCGGCAAACUCAAUGGGGCCGUGCUGGAGAACCUGCAGGGCAACUUCAGGGUCCCCCUGUCCGACAUGUACAACUGGCUCAUCAUCGGAAACACACAGGCUCUGGCCAAGACGCAGGCGCUGCAGCUGAAGCAAGACCUGGGCAGCGCCAUCCUGGUCAACAAGAUGUUUGACCAGUUCGCCACGGCGUACGGCAAGCAGUACACGCCCACGCAGGCGCUGGUGGCCCGCAAGGCCUUCGAGACCAACCUGCAAACCAUCGCCAGCAUCAACCUGGACGCCGCCAGCACCUUCACGGCCAGCUGCAACGCCUACUGCGACACGGACUUCGACACCUUCCAGCGCCAACAGCUCAUGGACGUGGGCUCGCUGGGGGACAUGCCCACGGGCGCGGACGACCUCCCCGGCUCUGACGGCGUGGGACCCGGUGACGCGGGUCCGGGGGGUGACGCCACCGGCGGGCCCGGGCGGCGGCUGCAGCAGUCGUGGCCGCCCGCGGUGGUGGACUGGCGCGCGGCGGGCAAAGUGACGCCCAUCCGCAACCAGGGCGGCUGCGGCAGCUGCUGGGCCUUCGCCGCCACUGCCGCGCUGGAGUCCAACUACCUCAUCCGCUACGGCUCCGGCCCCGCCUGCGACAGCCUGGACCUGUCGGAGCAGCAGCUGGUGUCGUGCGCCAACAAGGACGAGGGGUACGGCGGAAGCAAGGGCUGCUCGGGCGGCUGGAGCACGGACGCGCUGGACUACGUGUACAAGCGCAAGCAGAUGACCGAGCGCUGGUGGCCCUACACCCAGUCCACGGGCACCUGCAACCGCGGCAUGCCGGGCCCGGGCGAGCGCAUCGCCACCGGCCGCUCCUUCUACCUGAGCACCGCGGCCAGCGAGGACAGGCUCAAGCGGUGGGUGGCCAUCGGUCCCACCGUCAUCUACUUUUGUGUGGAGGACUCAUUCCGCUGGUACACGGGCGGCUACUACAGCAGCAACACCUGCGGCACCUGCCACAACCACGCCAUGGUCGCGGUGGGGUACACUGCCACCGGCGCCAACCCGCACUGGCUGAUCCGCAACUCCUGGGGCACUGGGUGGGGCGGCUGGGAGUUUGGCUACAUCCGCGUGCGCAUGCAGGGCAGCACCGCAGGCCCGUGUGGGCUGCACCAGACAGCCAUCGCCCCCACCUUCCAGUUCACGGAGACGCUGUCCUCGCGCUGCCCGCCGCCGCCGCCCAAGCCGCCGGCGCCGUGCCGCGGCAUUUUCUGCAACAUCGACAUCUUCCGGCCCGGCAUCAACAUUGUCGACCUUCUCCCGUCGCCCUCGCCGCCGCCGCCCUGCACGAGCAUUCUGUGCAAGGGCCUGGUCACCGGCGUUGACAUCACCAAGAUAUUGACGCCCACGCCCGCGCCCGUUGUCAACAUAAACGACAAGAUUAAUCAGGUCAUCAACGGCGGCGGCCUUGGGGGCUUGGGCCGCCACCGCCGUUUGGGUGCCGCCGACACGGCCGCUACUGCUGCUACUGCUAAGGAUGCCACAGCUACUGCUACUGCCGAGCAGCAGGAGGAGGAGGAGCAGGUCCUGGAGUUGGUGGAGGAGGAGGAAGAGGAGGAGGAGGAGGUGGAGGGGGAUGAGAACAUUGAGAUGGAGGGGCAGGAUGAGGUGCACCAUCAGGCGGUGUGAGCAGCCACCCUAGCAACGCCACCAACACAUGCGCACGCGUGCACAUGUGCAUGCGCACGCGCCACUGCAGAGGGCAUUCACACGUGUACAUAUGCAAAAUGGUUUGUACGUACGGAUCCACGCACGCACGCACGCACGCACGCACGGAGAAGAUACGCGCACGUACGGCAGAGGUAGGGAGGUACCGGCGCAGCUGACACCAUGUCUCAUGGCGAGCCGAUACGGUGGUACGCGCGCAGAGCUUGUGCACCAAAAUACACUUGACAAAUGGCACAGCUGAUGUGAUUGUUGAACCUGGUUUUCAUUUUUGGUGGUUUACGUGGUACGGCACUUGAGAUGGGCGCGGAUGGACGCGGUAUACUGGGCCAACCGCUUAUUUUGGGAACUGGCUGGUGUGUGAGCAAGAUGGGUCCUGCUGGGGUCAGUGGCGUGGCAAUUUGUCGUGUGAAGCCCUGAUGAUGGAAAAUAAUGAUCAAGCAACACCCCGACCUCAUAAUACAUAAUGCCGCGGGGGGCAGGUUGCAGCGGGUUUACUUCCUCUUUGCUUUCAAUCGCCUUCUACGUCUUCCCUCCUUCCGCCUGCCUUCCCUUUCUAUCUCUUUCUCACUUUGAUUACUUGGGCCGUCGAUGUUGAAGCAUGGAAUUGUGGCUAGCUGGCGUGACAGCCGCGUGCAGGUGGCUGCGUGAGCGAGGUGUGCGCGCUAGUUCCAACAUAAAUUGCCACGACGUAUAAACCGCCAUGGAAAUUGUCGGCGGCGUGCACAAAACCAGUAGGAAGUGGGACCUUUUGUGACUCUGUGUAUGGGUGCGUGCUCCGUAAGUGGGGGGAGGUGAGGGUGCGGGCGCUACGCCGUUGAUCCUCCACCCAAGCCCCAGAGUGUUGAGUCGCGCGUGCAGAACUUGCGAAGCCUGCUGGAUUGUUUUCCUGGAUAAAUGGAACAGCUGAUAAAUAUUUGCGGCUUUGUUUGGUGAAAUGGUUUUGCGAAUGGGCUCGGAGCUUUCUGUACUGUUAAAUGCGAACCCUUCAUCUGCGCUGGCCGCGCACGCAAUAACACCGCGCUCACGCUAGGCUGCUUCGUCUGGUGUGGCGCCGGCAAGAGCACCGUGAGCAUCCCAUUGUGAUCAUAAGUGUGCGGCACAACGGGCUGGGAGCCCCAGGUAUAUACGGUAUUGGUGUGGCGCCAUGCAUGGGAUAGGAUCGUGCCGGACUUCCUGUUUGGAUGCAUGUAUGCAUGCGGGUGUGCAGCGCUGCGCUGCUGGUUUCAGAUGUGGCGGCACCUGCGUCUGCCGCCACGAGGGCGGACCCGGGUUGAGUGGGCCUCGGCAGCAUACGAUGGUCCGUGUGUGCUCGCACACUCAGGCCGACCCCCCUCUUGCAUUGCCGCAAACAUUCGUCAUGUGGAUUUGGGGGCCUCCAUGGUUUCUAUCGCCGUCUCCCCAGAGGCGGGGACGGACACGUGUGUACAUACGGAUUGCGAUGGAAGGGUGUGGACAUCACGUGUGCAUGUGCAUGUAAACUACUUCCACG
This is a messenger RNA of Chlamydomonas reinhardtii, 3880 nucleotides long. RefSeq lists its product as uncharacterized. NCBI's taxonomy places the organism in Eukaryota, Viridiplantae, Chlorophyta, Chlorophyceae, Chlamydomonadales, Chlamydomonadaceae. The transcript has 15 exons. Gene Ontology annotation, molecular function: cysteine-type endopeptidase activity. Bases 490 to 2352 code for a protein of 620 amino acids. Gene Ontology annotation, cellular component: lysosome. The record is from RefSeq and is a predicted model, not a curated record.